GUCUGAAAAGUUGCUAAAUCUAGCAACAAAAUUGCUAAAUUGGCAUCACUGGUGGCUACUGGCGAUCAAAAGUGAAACUCUUGGAGGACAGCAUUAUAAGUGCCCGCUAGGUGGCACUAUUCCAUUAGGGGGGUUUGGAGCAUGUAAAACAGCUUGUCCAACGUAAUGCUCCACCUACCUAGAGAUGCUUUAGUGUGUCAAAAGCAUUCGGGAAGUAGGCUAUUGGGCUACAAUAAAAAGGAGACACUAAAGAAUCCGAAAAUGCAACCUCCUCCCAGAAAGGUGAAGGAGACCCAGCAGGUGAAGAUGGCCUUUGCGGAGCAAGUGGGGCGGCUGCAGAGCAAACAGCAGCAGGAGGUAGAACUCCUGGAGGACAUCAGGUCCUUCAGUAAACAGCGUGCUGCCAUAGAACAAGAGUACAGUCAGGCCCUCCAGAGGCUGGCCGUACAGUUCCAGAGGAAAGACUGGCAAAGAGGCAAGGGAGACUCUUUGAACUCUGGGAGUGUGUUUGCUGUGUGGAGGUCUCUGAUUGAGGCCACGGCACAGAGUGGAGUGUGUCGUCUCACGGCAGCCGACGGAUAUCGCUCACUCACUGCCGACGCUCUGAAGAGCCUGAGGGCAGCCAAGGAGCUGAAAGCCAAGAGGGGUCUAGAGCAGCUGCAGAGGGUACAGGGUGAGGUAGUGGAUGCACUACGAGAGCUCCACAAGGUCAAGAAGAGAUACUACCAACUGAGUCACAUGGCUAACGUGGCCAGGGAGAAAGCUGCUGAUGCACAGGCCAAAUUCAAGAAGAGUGACCAUGGAAUUUUCCAUUUUAGGACAGGCUUGCAGAAAAUGAGUUCAAAGCUGAAUACCAGGCUGAGGGAGUGUGACCAGAGACUGACAGAGGUGCGUAAUGAGUACCUUCUGACACUGUCUGCCAUCAACUCUCAUCACCAGUACUACUACACUGCAGAGCUGCCUGCCAUCAUGAGGAGACUGGACAGUGACCUGUAUGAGCAAAUCCGAGAACACUUCAUUCUCUUGUGCUGCACAGAGAUCGACACCUGCCGGUCAACGCAUAGUAACUUUAGCAAGAUCUGCGAGAACUCCACCAAGGUGUCUCGAGAACAGAACAUCCAGAUCUUCCUCCAGGAGUUCCCGGUCUUCACCAGAACAGCCAGCUUUCACUUCCAGGUUGCCCCUAAAGACAAGGUGUGCAUUCUGAAGCAACAUAGCUCCAGUGCUGAGGGGGAGAGCUGUUUGGACAAGGAGGCCCGCAAGUGGUCUGCUAAGGCUGCCAAAGACUACAAGAUCAUCUCACACGGAGAUAGGGCCCUGCAGAUGCUGGACAGGCGUUUCAAACUGCUGUCAGGAGACACAGGAGUCAGCGUGGAACAGAAGAUGGUGGAGGUGAAGGAGAGUGUGAGGAAAGCACAGGUGAGCCGGGUGAAGGCGGAGUCCAGGCUGGCGCUGCUGGCGUCGGCGGGGGUGGACGUGGAGCCAUGGGUGAGCAGUGCUAUGACCCAGGCAGACGAGGAGCUGGAGAGGGACAGGAGGCUGAGCGAGGCACGCAUGUCCAACGGAGAUAUCUCCGAGGACGAGUUUGAGUUCACAGACUUCGACGACUACGAUGAAGAUGGUGACACUUUCAUCGAUUCAACUUCCUGCUCGGUGCCGUGUGGAUACCCCUUGGCUUGCAUGGUUCUCUACAGCUAUCAGGCCUGCCAAGGAGACGAGCUGUCAAUCACAGAGGGAGAAGAGCUUCAAGUGAUAGAGGAUGGAGACAUGGAGGACUGGCUGAAGGCCCGUAAUGCAGCAGGCCAGGUUGGCUACGUCCCUGAGAGGUACCUGCAGUUCCUGUGGUCACCAGGAGAGGGCUCCUCUGUCUGCCUGGCGCAGGGCUUCCCUUGUCCCCAGCUGGACUGGUCCUUCAACAGUUCCGGCUCCUCAUCAGAACAUUCCAAGAGGCAGCAGGGCCGCUCCCCUCAGUCUGGGGGUCUGGCACGGGCUCUGUAUGAGUACCAGGGCCAGGGUCCAGAGGAGCUGUCCUUCCCAGAAGGGGCGGUCAUUAGGCUGCUGCGCUGCCGCCAGGGGGAGGUGGACGACGGCUUCUGGGAGGGAGAACUGGACGGACGCGUGGGGGUUUUUCCUUCUCUGGUGGUGGAGCUGCUGGGAGACGGGGAGGAAGAGGAGGAAGAGGAGAGCCUUCCCACCCCUACUCUUCCUCCAUUCUCUCCACCCAUCCCUAUUUCUGGAACCCCCUGCAGUCUCCUCUGCUUCUCAUCAGGCCCUGGGUCCUGGUCUGUAAACAGUACGCCCCCUAAGGACCAGGAGGACAGGUUGCAGGCUUCUUUCUCACUGAAAACACAGAGCCUGUCAGACAGCAGGGCAGAGAGUGGAGGCAGCACACACAGCUCCCCUGACCUCUCAGCCAGAAGAAUACGACCGACAAGGGCUCCCCCUCUUCCCCCGACUCAGAGACACUCCCCCAUGCCCUGAGAAAGCAUGUGUGGGGGAGUGUUCAGAAGAGACAGAGUGGACACCACAGGAGAGUCUUGUGCCUUCACCGAAAGGAUGAAACACAACAUCACAGGGACUUGUACAGUAUGUAGCUACCAGGUGAGCUUUGUCUCUUCCUGACAGGCGACACUAUUUUUGAAAGUCAGUUUUCUUGUAUUGUUUACGUGAUAAUAUGUCAAAAAACAUGGAUUCAUCUGUCUCUGAGCUUCAGGGACAUCAUUCACCAGUUUUCAGAAGUAUUAAACUAUCUUAAAGAAAGGAGGACCAAGGCACUCUUCAUAUAAUAAAUUAAAAUGCCUUUAUUAGUAUGGCAUGUUCAAUAGAAACAAUGUUUUUUAAAAUCUGACGCGUUUCGGCUGCAUGGCCUUCGUCAGGGAGUACAAAGAAAUAAUACAAUGUUCUCUUUUUAACAGCUUUUCCAAUUAUCUCUAAUUUGAAGAGGGAGUGGUUACAAGAUUGAUUGGACACACCAGGAUUUUUAAAAACAUUGUUUCUAUUGAACAUGCCAUACUAAUAAAGGCAUUUUAAUUAAUUAUAUGAAGAGUGCCUUGGUCCUCCUUUCUUUUUGAUGACCAACUCACCCCUUUUACCAAAGAGCACCUUCUGUCUACCAACAUGUACUAUUGUGUACCUUAGUAGCGCUUCCUUUCCUCCUCUUUCUACUAUUAAACUAUCUUGUAGGAAGUGAUGUUUAUAAUUUGCGUAUGAUAAGAUACAGGGUUAUUUGAGAUCCUGUAGAAAUGUUCAGAUUUUCACUUCAAAUAAGCUUGUGCCUGAUGUUUUUUAGCUUGCAUGAUAAUGUACUGUAUUAAUUAUAAAGUAGUAAACCAUAUAUAAUGUACUGUAUUAAUUAUACAGUAGAAAACCACAAUGUACUGUUAAUUAUACAGUAGUAAACCAUAUUCUACAUGUCAUGUUCUAUUUCCAUGAAAACUGAGAUGUAUUAAAUAAUCUUCCUGGUG
This is a messenger RNA of Salmo salar (Atlantic salmon), 3464 nucleotides long. Its product is annotated as F-BAR and double SH3 domains protein 1. Lineage: Eukaryota; Metazoa; Chordata; Actinopteri; Salmoniformes; Salmonidae. Gene Ontology annotation, biological process: regulation of actin filament polymerization; neuromuscular synaptic transmission. Gene Ontology annotation, cellular component: recycling endosome; neuromuscular junction. The record is from RefSeq and is a predicted model, not a curated record. Gene Ontology annotation, molecular function: protein binding.